AUGGAAAGCUGUUACCUGGGGCCGGAGGAACAGGGUGGAAAUGGGGUUUUCAGAAGGGAAGACCAUCUGACCCCAGUUCCCUGCUGGUGGCUCCCAGCCAAAGCAGAAACCAGCUGCAUGGGAGUUCAGCCUCCCCAGGGUCGAGGGAAGGGCAAAGAAGGAAUCUGGGAGGCAAAUGCCGAAAUGAUUCUUUGGGACUGGGACUUAAAGCAAUGGUAUAAACCUCAUUAUCAGAAUUCUGGAGGUGGAAGUGGAGUUGAUCUUUCAGUGCUAAAUGAGGCUCGCAAUAUGGUGUCAGACCUUCUGAUUGAUCCAACCCUUCCCCCACAAGUCAUUUCUUCCCUGCGGAGUAUCAGUUCCUUGAUGGGUGCUUUCUCAGGUUCCUGUAGGCCAAGGAUUAAUCCCCUCACACCAUUUCCUGGAUUUUACCCCUGCUCGGAAGUAGAGGACCCAGCUGAGAAAGGAGAUCGAAAACUUCACAAGGGACUACACAGUAGGAAUAGCUUACCAACUCCCCAGCUGAGGAGGAGCCCUGGAACUUCCGGUCUGCCACCUAUUGAACAGUCGUCGUCCCGGUGGGAACGCAGUAAUGGCAAAAGGCCACACCAAGAGUUUGGCAUUUCAAGUCAAGGAUCCUAUCUAAAUGGGCCUUUAAGUUCAAAUCUACUGACAAUGCCGAAGCAAAGGUCAUCUUCCGUAUCCCUAACUCACCAUAUAGGUCUAAGAAGAGCUGGUGCUUUCCCCAGCCUGAGUCCUGUGAAUUCUCCCAGCCAUGGACCAGUCUCCGCUGGCUCUCUAAUGAAUCGAUCACCUGUAGAAUUUCCUGCCACUGCCAGUUCUCUUACUAAGCCAAGUGUUAUUUUACACCGAUCUCUGGGCAGUGCACCCAAUUCACCAGAUUUUUAUCAGCAUGUUAGAAAUUCUGAUAGCAGUUUAUGUAACAGCUGUGGACAUCAAAUAUUGAAAUAUGUUUCAACAUCUGAAUCCGAAUCUGGUAUAGACUGCCACAGUGGAAAGUCAGGUGAUGAAGACAACACCGUUUCCUCAAAACAAUCAUUCAGCCUCACAGAAGUGCAACAUGAAGUGGAAACAGAGAACACAGACUGCAGAAAAUUAUUUUUGGAAGGUGAUACUCACCUAACAGAAGAGGCACAGAAUGAACAGCAACCAAAUAUUGAACAGGAAGCAUCACUGGACCUGAUUUUAAUAGAAGAUUAUGAUUCCUUAAUAGAGAAGAUGAGCAACUGGAAUUUUCAAAUAUUUGAAGUUGUUGAAAAAAUGGGAGAGAAAUCAGGAAGGAUCCUUAGUCAGGUUAUGUAUACCUUAUUUCAAGACACUGGUUUAUUGGAAAUAUUUAAAAUUCCCACUCUACAGUUCAUGAACUAUUUUCGUGCAUUAGAAAAUGGCUACCGAGACAUUCCUUAUCACAAUCGUAUACAUGCCACAGACGUCCUACAUGCAGUUUGGUAUCUGACAACCCGGCCAAUUCCUGGUUUACAGCAGAUCCACAAUGAUCAUGCAACAGGAAACGAAACAGAUUCGGAUGGUAGAAGGAACCCUGGGCAAAUUGCCUACAUUUCUUCAAGGAGCUGCUCUAUUCCAGAUGAGAGCUAUGGGUGCCUUUCUGCAAACAUUCCUGCACUGGAAUUGAUGGCUCUCUACGUGGCAGCUGCCAUGCAUGAUUACGAUCACCCAGGGCGGACAAAUGCAUUUCUAGUGGCUACAAAUGCCCCUCAGGCAGUUUUGUACAACGACAGAUCUGUUCUAGAAAAUCAUCAUGCCGCAUCAGCUUGGAAUCUAUAUCUUUCUCGCCCAGAGUACAACUUCCUUCUUAAUCUUGAUCACGUGGAAUUCAAGCGCUUUCGUUUUUUAGUCAUUGAAGCAAUCCUUGCCACAGAUCUUAAAAAGCAUUUUGAUUUCCUUGCUGAAUUCAAUGCCAAGGCCAAUGAUGUAAACAGUAACGGUAUAGAAUGGAGCAAUGAAAAUGAUCGCCUCUUGGUAUGCCAGGUGUGUAUCAAACUGGCAGAUAUAAACGGCCCAGCGAAAGUUCGGGACUUGCAUUUGAAAUGGACAGAAGGCAUCGUCAAUGAAUUUUAUGAGCAGGGAGAUGAAGAAGCUGAUCUUGGUUUGCCCAUCAGUCCCUUCAUGGAUCGUUCUUCACCUCAACUAGCAAAACUCCAAGAAUCUUUCAUCACCCACAUAGUGGGGCCUCUGUGUAACUCCUACGAUGCUGCCGGCUUGCUGCCGGGUGAGUGGAUAGAAGCAGAAGAGGAUGAAGAUGCCGAAAGUUGUUAUGAUGAAGAAGAUGGCGAAGAAUUAGAUACAGAUGAUGAAGAAAUAGAAGACAACUUAAAUCCUAAACCACGAAGGAGGAAAGGCAGACGGCGAAUAUUUUGUCAGCUAAUGCACCACCUCACCGAAAACCACAAGAUAUGGAAGGAAAUCAUCGAGGAAGAAGAGAAAUGUAAAGCUGAUGGGAAUAAACUGCAGGUGGAGAAUUCUUCCUUACCUCAAGCAGAUGACAUUCAGGUCAUUGAAGAAGCAGAUGAAGAGGAGGAGAGACAGUUUGAAUAA
Molecule: messenger RNA, 2574 nt
Organism: Puma concolor (puma)
Lineage: Eukaryota; Metazoa; Chordata; Mammalia; Carnivora; Felidae
Source: RefSeq, a predicted model, not a curated record